Molecule: messenger RNA, 1368 nt
Organism: Sungouiella intermedia
Lineage: Eukaryota; Fungi; Ascomycota; Pichiomycetes; Serinales; Metschnikowiaceae
Source: the annotation of a GenBank genome assembly
AUGUUCGUUAAGUAUUUCUUCAUACUACUUCAGCUAGUAUUCAGUUUAGCUGACUUCUCUGGAGUCAACUAUGUCGAAGGCACUUUAAAUACCCUUGCAAACUACCACAAAUCUCCGUGCUCUUACGAUGCUCUAGCCGAUUACAUCGAUCAGUGUUCGGAAAAGUCGUUUGAGCUUGUAGACUCACGGCUCAGGCUCCAACUGGCAGUAAGGCUUUCACUAUGUGAGUUCGAAGAGGCUGGAGUGGAGUAUCCAGACGCAUGCAAGCAUAUCACCAGCAACGAAGAAUUUUCAAGAUGUGUGAAACUUUUCAGGGCAUCCUCCCUACUCUGGACGACAUAUUCUGGAAACUAUAGAAAGCUUAGAAGCGUGUGCUAUGAGGAAUCACUUCCAUAUACGAAAUAUCACAUCAUCGAAUUAUAUACAAACAUCACAAACGCAUACUCGAUGUUCUACGAUGCCAUGAAAGACUCUUUUGAUGCCACCAGUGCCAAGCAGGACGAAGUGAUGGCCAAGUUGCUCCAACUACUAGUUCUUGUCGAUGAAGCCAUAGAGAAUAAAACAGCUCAGUUUGAAGGCUUCCACCACGCCACUUCACAGCAGAUGCAAAUUAUGCUGGGGCUCUACCUCGACUUGCAUGGCCAGUUUUCGCUGCUGGCAAAGCACAUUUUAGACAAAACAACAUCGUUGGGUGAGGACUUCCAAGGCGUGCUUGAGGUCGUUACCACCGGCCGAAAAGAGCUAGCUAACGCUCAAAAAUUUGAAUACAGUGCAAUUCUCCACGACUUACAUUCACUUGCACUGUUUCUACAUGAUAGUAUGAAUCAUGCUGGCCUAUUGGUUGAUAGUCUCCAUCACACACUGGAGCAGGGCCGAAUUGUGAAGAGUAUCAUUCUGGAAAAUACACAAAGAUUCCAAAUGUUUUUUGUCAAUCAUCUGGAUUCGCUUAUUGGCUAUCACGAUGUGGCCAUAGAUAUUGUUUCCGAUAUUAACAAUGAACUUGGAGAAAUAGAACAUCAAACUGGAGCCAUUGGAAGGUUGGCCGGAAUCACCAAGAACUUGCUAGAUGAACAUUUUCAUGACAUUUCAGAGGUAACUAGAAAUAUCACCCAAAGAUUUCAAGUUGUUUCUGGCUAUAUAUCUGAAUUCCCGUUGUCCAUGUCAUGGAUGUUCCAAAGUAUUGGUGAGUGGUCUACCAAGUUAUUCGCAGCCAUUAUCUCAUUGGCUAUGCUCAUGACUUUGGUCAGCACUUCCAUGCGAAACCUCCAAGUUUCCAAAUUCUUCAUGGGACUUAUCCCGGGCCUUUUCCUUGGACUUCUCCUCCGCCUAUGGUGGCUGAUGUACUUCCUGUCACUUCUCCACAUCUGA